UCAAAAGACAAGCCUUCGUUUCAUUGAGCUCUUCCUCACCCAAAUUAUCUUCAUUUCUCGACCGUGAAAUAACCUAAGGAUCCUAUCAACAGGUGAAUCAGCUCUCUUUUGAAAUGGGAAGAGAGGACUCCCCAACCUAAAUAGUAUAAUAGAAAAGUCAGUGGUAAAACAAAAACAAAGCCACACGACUAGACCAGUCUCUGCUUAACUUUGUUUUCACCAACCAUUGCAAGAAAAAACCUCAGCCGUCUUACGCUGGUGUUCUUAUUAACCCCACGUGUUAAUCACACCAACUACCAAUAACAUUCAUAAUCAAAAUUCUUGAUUUUUUCUAUAAAAACUUUUUAAGUUUGACCAUAAAUUACAUAAACCAUUUGAAUUCUCUUUCUGGUGUCUGUUUUUUUUUUUUUGGUUUCUCUCCUUCAAAGUUCCAAACUUUUUUUUCAUUCUCGGCAAUGGAGGGACUAGUGCCGGUACAGAGACUUCCACUUAGAGUUGCUUCACCUUCUCUGUAUCGGUAUAGUAACGUUUCUGUCUCAAUCAGACGUUCACUUUCAGGUUUCGCCAUGGACAAAAGGAUCAGAUUUACGGCUCCGUCGUCGGAGUUCUCGAUCCGGGCUCAACAGUCGGAUUUGAAGGAAAGCUUAGUUGUGUCUUCUUCUUCAGUAGAAGACAAAGGAAAUGCUCUUAGAAUCAAGGAAUGGGAAGUAGAGAUGUAUCAGGAUGAAUUAGCAGUUAGCCAAGGUAUUAGGAUAAGGAGAAAGCCACCAAGCAAGGCUCCUUUGGGAUACUCUGGACCAUUUGAGUUGAGAUUGCAUAGCAACGAUGCUGAUUCGCCUCGUAAUAUCUUGGAGGAGAUUACAUGGUACAAAGACGUCGAAGUUUCACGGAUGAAGGAGCUAAACCCACUUGAUGAGCUGAAGAAAGCUGUAGAGAAUGCUCCUCCAACUAGGGAUUUUGUUGGGGCGCUUAGGAUGGCUCAGGAAAGAACUGGGUUGCCUGGCUUGAUAGCUGAGGUUAAGAAGGCUUCUCCAAGUAGAGGGGUCUUAAAGGAGAAUUUUGACCCGGUUGAGAUUGCUCAAGCUUAUGAAAAAGGUGGAGCAGCAUGUCUCAGCGUUUUGACAGACCAGAAGUAUUUUCAGGGAGGCUUUGAAAACUUGGAAGCAAUAAGGAACGCUGGUGUGGAGUGUCCACUUUUAUGCAAAGAGUUUGUUGUAGAUCCAUGGCAGAUCUAUUAUGCUCGGACUAAAGGUGCUGAUGCAGUAUUGCUUAUUGCUGCCGUAUUGACUGACCUAGAAAUAACCUACUUGCUUAAGAUUUGCAAGAAGCUCGGUUUGGCUGCCCUUGUUGAGGUACAUGAUGAGAGAGAGAUGGGUCGUGUUCUUGGAAUAGAAGGGAUCGAGCUCGUUGGCAUCAAUAACCGAAGUCUUGAAACGUUUAAAGUAGACAUCAGUAAUACUAAGAAUCUUCUUGAAGGAGAACAUGGUAGACAAAUUCGCGAGAAAGACAUGAUUGUGGUUGGCGAAUCCGGUUUGUUUACACCUGAUGACAUUGCCUAUGUACAAGCCGCCGGAGUUAGAGCGGUCUUGGUUGGCGAGUCCAUUGUGAAGCAGAGCGACCCUGAGAAAGGAAUAGCUGGACUUUUUGGCAGGAACAUUUCUCAUACUUAGAAACCGUAUCGCCAUAUUGCUCGUCUCCAAAUAUGUUUCCUAGUACAUUUGUUUGUAUCUUGUUCUGUGAGGAUUGAGAUGAAAGACUAGAAUAAAGGCUUGAUGAUUCUAAUGUGUCAGGCAUUUUCAAUUCUCAUAGAAUAAGUUGAAUCAAAAUC
Molecule: messenger RNA, 1828 nt
Organism: Camelina sativa (false flax)
Lineage: Eukaryota; Viridiplantae; Streptophyta; Magnoliopsida; Brassicales; Brassicaceae
Product: indole-3-glycerol phosphate synthase, chloroplastic
Biological process (GO): L-tryptophan biosynthetic process
Molecular function (GO): phosphoribosylanthranilate isomerase activity; indole-3-glycerol-phosphate synthase activity
Source: RefSeq, a predicted model, not a curated record